AUGAAUCUUCAUUUACUACCAAUGAUUCAGAGGAAACAAAUUGCAAAAGUUAAAUUCUUGGCUUCCUCAUAUAAGAAUUUCGUACACUACUUACGACUCGAAGGAAGCAAAUUACUAGGUAUCCUUGAUAUUCUAUUCAACGUAAAAGAAUGGCGCAAAGCUCAGCGCAAAACUGGCAAAGUGUUAUUGUUGUUAGAUAACGCGCCAUCUCAUCCUUCUGCCGAAGUAUUAAACACUCUCGAUCCAGACUUCGAGCUGAGGUUUCUUCUGCCAAACGUGACAUCGUUGAUUCAGCCCAUGGAUCAAGGGGUAAUCGAGACAAUGAAGAGACUUUACAGGAAACAAAUCCUCGGAAGACUAUUUCUGGCCGAAGAAAGGACCGAAGAAAGUGUUGUUGCAUUUGCGAAAUCAUUGAAUUUGAAACACUGCUGUUAUAUGCGGGCUAAUGCGUGGGCAUCGCUAACAGAGGCAAAUUUAAAGAAUGCGUGGAACAAACUAUGGCCAGCUUCUGAAGAAAUGCCGGAAGAGUUCGAAAGAGAAAAUUCCAAUGCCGAGGAAGGUGGCGUCAAUGAAUUUACCGAACUCUUCAACUCCAUCCCGGGGUUUACAGAUUGUAACCAUGAAGACGCUGAAAAUUGGCUCAACGAUGACGCAGAUGAUCCGGGCUGUCAAAUUCUAACUGACGACCAAAUAGUAUCUUCAGUUCUUCAUGAUGAAAAUAUUGAUCCCGAGGAUAAUGACAGCGACGAGAAUACGGAUGCGUCGGAUAAGCCUUCUCACGGUGAAGCAUUUGAGGCUUUCGAGACAGCGAUGGAGUGGUACGAAAAGCAGCCAGAAUAUUGCCCAACGCAACUGCUUCUCCUAAAAAGAUUUCGUGAUUUGGCAGCGCAAAAACGAGCUUCUGGU
Messenger RNA from Cephus cinctus (wheat stem sawfly), 906 nucleotides. RefSeq names its product jerky protein homolog-like. The transcript is spliced from 2 exons. The annotation marks the transcript as partial. The record is from RefSeq and is a predicted model, not a curated record. Gene Ontology annotation, cellular component: nucleus. Gene Ontology annotation, molecular function: DNA binding. NCBI's taxonomy places the organism in Eukaryota, Metazoa, Arthropoda, Insecta, Hymenoptera, Cephidae.